AACUGGGCUACGUUACCAGCAGAAGCUCUCAUUAUAAUUUCAAUUUCAAGAUCAAAUAUAAUGGCAUAACCAAGUAGCCAACGUGACCCAGAUAUUUUGCGAUACAUAUGCAAAUUCUUUCGCCAAUGUGGGCUAAGCUCUUAUUUAAGAAGUGUGGCAGGUGCAAAGCCAGUGGCAUUAACCAAACAACGAUGGGUCUAACUGAACUACUGCUGAUCGGAGUUGUAGCUGUGGGUGGAGUCUUCGGAAGACUGAACUCUCGUCAACCCAGUGGGUAUACUCCACAUCGUAUUGUUGGAGGCGCUGACAUCCCACCAGGCGAACAUGUGCCCUACCAGGUUUCGCUGCAGUACAGAACACGAGGUGGUCAGAUGCACUUCUGCGGUGGAUCCAUCAUCGCCCCCAAUCGCAUCCUCACUGCAGCUCACUGUUGUCAGGGUCUCAAUGCCAGUCGCAUGUCUGUGGUGGCCGGAAUUCGAGGACUGAACGAGAAGGGUUCCCGCUCCCAGGUGCUAUCCUACAGCAUCCAUCCCAAGUAUCAGGAACUGGUUACCAGCGAUCUUGCCGUGCUGUCCAUCAAGCCUCCGCUGAAAUUAAACAACUCCACUAUUAGUGCAAUUAAGUAUCGAUCGCAGGGAAAAGACUUCGUUGGCGGUGGAGUUCCAGUAACCCUGACGGGAUGGGGCCUCCGCUUACCAGUGCCCUUUCCCUUCCUGGACAACGUGAACUAUCCCAAUGUUCUUCAGCGCAUGAGUUAUCACACCAUCUCGAACAGUGAGUGCCGGAAUGCGGGAAUGGAGAGCGUUACGGAUACGGAGAUCUGCGCCAGAGGUCCUUUUAGAGGAGCCUGUUCGGGCGACUCUGGCGGUCCUUUGGUAAUGGAAUCGGAAAAUGGAUUACAGCAAGUGGGCAUAGUAUCCUACGGCUUAGUGGUGUGUGGUCUAUACAUCUCUCCGGAUGUCUACACCAGAGUGUCUACCUUCAGUGACUGGAUAGGAAAUCAAAUGGAAUCGUGAA
Messenger RNA from Drosophila simulans, 1017 nucleotides. Its product is annotated as chymotrypsin-1. The transcript has 3 exons. The record is from RefSeq and is a predicted model, not a curated record. Gene Ontology annotation, biological process: proteolysis. NCBI's taxonomy places the organism in Eukaryota, Metazoa, Arthropoda, Insecta, Diptera, Drosophilidae. Gene Ontology annotation, molecular function: serine-type endopeptidase activity. The coding region runs from base 108 to 1016 and encodes 302 amino acids.